This is a messenger RNA of Mobula hypostoma (lesser devil ray), 1427 nucleotides long. RefSeq lists its product as uncharacterized. The coding region runs from base 1 to 1263 and encodes 420 amino acids. The transcript has a single exon. The record is from RefSeq and is a predicted model, not a curated record. NCBI's taxonomy places the organism in Eukaryota, Metazoa, Chordata, Chondrichthyes, Myliobatiformes, Myliobatidae.
AUGAGGGGAUUGCUGUCAGUGUUUCUGAUGCCCGGAAGGUUUUCUGGGUCCACCACCUACUCCAGUGAUGGUCCCUUGAUAUCGCACGAGAAGACCUAUUAUCUUAUGAGCAAGCACCCCACCCCACCCCCCGAUCCCCAUGUGACUUUAGCAUAUGAUCCCUCGGGCAAUUCCAGGGAGCUAGAACCCAUUUAUUCUCCUUUCCUUGGAAAUUCCAUCCCUGUGACUGUUUUUGGCAUUGUUGAAGGGAAGGAGGGCUCAGCUUUGUUAGUUGAGGCGCCUGAGGAACUGUGGAACCAAUCGGGAUUGCACUCCCCACGUGACCCUCACGGUCACGGAGGGACACAAACCCACAAGUUGGGAUUUUUAGCCAAUAAACUACAGAAACAGGCUACCCCAGCAGUGGUGGGCAUACCACAGAUUUUCCUUGACAGGACCCUCUCCUUUUACCAACAACUCUUCAGCAUCCUGGGUCGUCUGCAGCACCAUCAGCCUUGUCACAUGUCAACUGAUGAACCUGGACAAGAUCUUUGGGCUGUUUCCAAAAUGGAGGUGGGCCUCACCUCGGUCCCUCCCGUAAAAAUAGACAUUCGGGAAGGGGCUCAGAUGCCCUCUAUUCCCCAAUACCCUCUCAAGGAGGCAGCUGACGGCAUCACCCAUCUCAUAGAAUCCUUCUGUAAGCAGGGCAUUCUAGUCCUGUGCCAGUCCCCUUGCAAUACUCCUAUCUUACCGGUUCCAAAGCCAGGAAGGCCAGAUUGGCGGUUAGUGCAGGAUCUCCAUAGGAUUAAUGAAAUUGUGCAGCCUACACAUCCGGUAGUCCCUAAUCCUGCUAUGAUUUUAAGCAGCAUUCCACCGGACUCUCAAAUUUUUACCAUAGUAGAUCUGCAGCAUGCAUUUUUUGCAAUUCCCAUUGCUCCUGAGUCACAGUACCUUUUUGCAUUUACCUUUCAAAAUCAGCAGUACACUUGGACUAGGCUACCCCAAGGUUUUGUGCACUCUCCCUCCAUUUUCUCGCAGAUUUUGCAUAGGCAGCUUAGAGACUUACAAUUUCCCGGGGGCUCUACAGCAACCCAGAAUGUAGACGACCUCCUACUGGCAAGCUCGUCAGAGACAUCAAAUGUGCACGACAAUACACUUCUGAAUGCCCUGCACUCGUGGGCAUACGUGAUCCCACCCCAAAAAGUAAAGAGAGCCCAAAGACAAGUGAUAUUUCUGGGAACCCUUUUGAGUGCAACCGAAGGCAGCUCACUCCUGAAAGAGUGACCCCAAUCCUUGCAACCCCCCUGCCCACUACGCCGAAAGCCAUGCGAGCUUUCCUUGGCCUGGUAAACUUUUGUAGACAGUGGAUUCCAAAUGCUGCUCUGUACACAAGACAUUUGAACCCUCUGGCUUCUAGUACGCUUAAAGAGCCACUAGAACUAACUGAG